AUCCAUUAAAAAACCAUUAAGCAAGAUAAUAAAAUGAAUGUUAGACGUUGUAGUGUUGUUUUGGCACCGUCGUGUGGUAAAAUGCUGUAUUGCAGCCACCUAACAUUCAUUCAUUUCGGCUUUUUCUGACCUUCACGUUGUCGUAAGAAUGACGGGAAAAAUACAGUACACACUUAUUUUGUAACAAAGCUAUUUAUUCAAACAACUAUCUUAGAAAAAGGUGUCGGUGGCGUUUGUACCGGAUUAAAACAUGGUUUUUGUUUCACUUCAUGCUUCUGCAAUAGUUUAGUAUGGUUCGUGUUCCUUUCCAGGUGAGUAUUUAUUGAUAAACGGAGAGGAAUUUCUAUUAAAAUGGAAAAUCCCAGAUUUACGUCUCACCGUCGCCCUCAUGUGGCGACCUGGUGUGACUACAUCUAGUGGGUCCAAACCCGCGACGUUUUAGCAUUGAACGACUUGAUUUCGGGUAAGCAACAUAAAUUCAAAAGGCUCUGACUGAACAGUGGGUUCGCUCACUUCACAAUCUUGGGUAUUAAAUCAUUUCCCAUCCUUUUAAAAUCUCAUUUGCAUGAAUUUACAUGCUUUGACCAUAUAGUAGUGUAUUCAAGACACGCGUGCUGAUAGCCAGGCAGUCACAACUUGUUCCACUGGCUUAUCUCGACUAUAAAUAAAUGGAUACAUCAUCAUGCGGUAGGUCAUGCAGGAUAAAACCGUCAUCCAAAUCCAAUCCUGCAGUUACUCUAACUGCGUAGUGAUCGAUAGAGUUCACGCUUGCGCAGUAACUCUUCUUUUGCGCACGCAUGCGCGAACGUGGGCACGGUUUCCAUCCUGGUUUAGCACAUCCAUCCAUUGGCUGGACUCGACGACAAGCCGGCAAAGUGCACCUUUGAAACGGGCAAGCCAUGGGCAACCUGCCGCUCACCACAGGGCUGUUCACAAGUGGGGCACCCCCUGUUAAACCAGAUGACAGGUUCACCAGUCGGCCCAUCCGCAGAGGCAUCACUUACUACCAAGUGCGUCAAUCUUCAUCCCAUUCUUCCGCCACCCCUGACCCACUUGCUGACACUCUCCAGCCAUCACAAGUGUCGCCCCGCCCUCUCCUCCUCUUUUUCUCCUGGCUCGGGGCCCACCCGGGGGCAGCGGCCAAGUACUAUGAUGCCUACCUAGCGCGGGGCAUGGACGUGCUGCUGGUACAGAGCAGUGUCAUGCACUUUCUGUGGCCCGGCUGGGGGCUGAAUUACGGGAUGGAGGUGUUGAAGGUCCUGGAGGGGCCCGAGUUUACCGGACGCCCCUUGCUGGUGCACGCUUCGUCCAUCGGGGGCUACACCUUCACGCAAGUGCUAGUGAACGUGGUGAAUUCAUCCGAGCAUUCAGAAGUGUCCCAUCGCGUGGUGGGGCACAUCUACGACAGUUUAGUGGCCGGCACCCUGGAGCACAUGGCGACAGGCCUGGGAAGGACACUAGCGCCGCUCAUGGAACGCGUCAUCAAGAACACGGCCAUGCUUUACUUCUGGCUCUUCAAAGGUAGCACGGCGGAUGUGUACCAGCGCGCCGUCCGGGUGUUCGCCAGCAGCCCCGUCACCGCCCCGGCGCUGUUUUUCUCCAGCCGUGAUGACGCCCUGUGCGACCCCGACGCCCUGGACGCCGUCGUGUCCGGGUGGCGGCGCAGGGGCGUGGCCGUGCGCAGCAGGACAUGGGAGGUGUCCAAACACGCCGCACACAUGCGAUGCCACCCGCAGGAGUACCGAGAAACGCUGGAGGCUUUCUUGGAUUCGCUACCUUUGAGCCCACCUCAUCCUCAAGGCGUCGAUGCUCUCUAAACGUCCCUGCCAUUGUUUUGCAAUUAUCCAACCAGCCAUUUUCUACACUAAUUGUUCUCACUAUAUAUUAUAUAUAUUAUAUUUAGUAUAAAAAUAAAAUGCUUGUUUGUUACUGGACUUGUUGGUAUGAAAAUAGAAAAAUGUGUUGUGAUGUUUUAUAUACAUAAAUCAGUUUUGAAGAAAAUUUCAAUGUUGUAUUGUUUUGAAAUUAGGGCUGUCAAAAUUAUUGCGUUAACGGGCGUGAAUUUUAAAAAACUAAUCACGUUAAAAUAUUUGACGCAAUUAACGCACAUGCCCCGCUCAGAGAUAUUUAAAUGACUACAGUGAAACCCUCACUUGUUGCGUUUUAUGGAGUUUUGCCGCCCUCUGCUGGCGCUUGGGUGCGACUGAUUUUAUAGGUUUCAGCACCCAUGAGCAUGGUGUAAGUAAUUAUUGACAUCAACAAUGGCGGGCUAGUAGUUUAUUUUUUUGUUUGAAAAUUUUACAAAUUUUAUUAAAACGAAAACAUUAAGAGGGGUUUUAAUAUAAAAUUUCUAUAACUUGUACUAACAUUCAUCUUUUAAGAACUACAAGUCUUUCUGUCCAUGGAUCGCUUUAACAGAAUGUUAAUAAUGUUAAGGCCAUCUUGUUGAUUUAUUGUUAUAAUAAACAAAUACAGUCCUUAUGUACCGUAUGUUGAAUGUAUAUAUCCAUCUUGUGUCUUAUCUUUCCAUUCCAACAAUAAUUUACAGAAAAAUAUGGCAUAUUUUAUAGAUGGUUUGAAUUGCGAUUAAUUACGAUUAAUUAAUUUUUAAGCUGUAAUUGACUCGAUUAAAAAUUUUAAUCGUUUGACAGCCCUAAUUAAAUUGAG
Molecule: messenger RNA, 2667 nt
Organism: Corythoichthys intestinalis (scribbled pipefish)
Lineage: Eukaryota; Metazoa; Chordata; Actinopteri; Syngnathiformes; Syngnathidae
Exons: 3
Coding region: 900-1817 (305 amino acids)
Molecular function (GO): serine hydrolase activity
Source: RefSeq, a predicted model, not a curated record